Messenger RNA from Athalia rosae (coleseed sawfly), 2723 nucleotides. RefSeq names its product ATP-dependent DNA helicase PIF1-like. Lineage: Eukaryota; Metazoa; Arthropoda; Insecta; Hymenoptera; Athaliidae. The coding region runs from base 1 to 2388 and encodes 795 amino acids. Gene Ontology annotation, molecular function: cysteine-type deubiquitinase activity; DNA helicase activity. The record is from RefSeq and is a predicted model, not a curated record. Gene Ontology annotation, biological process: protein deubiquitination; DNA repair; telomere maintenance. The transcript is spliced from 2 exons.
AUGAAAGAAUUCAAAGACGCUGCUGAGAGAGUCGAAACUGUAGACGUUUCAGAAAUGAUAAGCAAGCUAAACAUGGAUCAGAAACGAGUUUUUGAUCAGGUUAUCAAAGCGGUGGGUUCCAAUCAAAUCCUACGUCUUUACGUCAGUGGCGAGGGAGGAACUGGUAAGAGCUUCCUCAUUAGAACUAUCAGAUGCUGGAUUAAGCAGCAUGCUAGUAAAGAUACUGCAAUAACCGCAUCAACCGGAAUAGCAGCAUUCAAUGUUGACGGCUUGACUGUUCAUAGGCUUUUUCAAUUGCGAGUUGAACACGGCCGCACUCCAAAAUACAAACAGCUGUCAGAUGCGGUCCAUAAAACCAUACGGGACCAACUCAGAAACGUUGCCCUGAUAGUGAUAGACGAAGUUUCGAUGAUCUCGAAAGUAACGUUUAUGUACAUACAUCUUCGAUUAGUCGAAAUCUUCAAUACCGCAGACUGUGAAGAUGGUUGGUUUGGUAAUAAGCAUAUUCUCCUUUUCGGCGAUUUGCUACAACUUACACCAGUUCACGAGGGACCCUCGUUCACAAAAUUAUCGAACACCGAUGUCGAAAAACUCAUAGGUGCAAUGGGCAGUGUGGAUCUGUGGUGUAAUUUAUUUACAUACGACGAACUGACGAUCAAUAUGAGGCAAAAGAAUGAUCGAACUUAUCGCGAGAUACUCUCACGAAUACGCCUUGGGAUCGUUACUGAUAUGGACACGAAAAUGUUGUCAUCGAGGAAAAUCAUAUUCAAAGCAACCGAGUUCAGAGACAGAAUACGAGAACUUUGCAACUAUAUAAAUAAUUUACCUAUCGACACAGUCUGUCUACUUCCCACGUGUCGCAUGUGUGAUGUUCUCAAUGAAGCUAUGUUGAGCGCAAUUCAGACUGACGAGAUACACUUAUUGGCUCAUGAUACGGUUGAUUGUCCACCGUACUUCAAAAAAAAAGUUCAGAAAAUGUUGAACACGGAUGACGAAGACAGUUCUCGAACUGCAGGUCUUGCAAAAAUGAUUAUUGUGAAAAUUGGUUCGAAGAUAAUGAUUAGACGGAACAUUGAUGUUACGUUAGGCCUCGUCAACGGCACUAUCGGUACAAUAACGGCAAUAUCCCGAGCUGCUGAUACCGGCGACGUAGAAACAGUGCAAAUUGUCUUAGCUGCAGGCGUCGUACAUAUUUUGGAGCGCGUUGAUGUGAAAUUUGAGGUAAUGGAAGGCGCCUUUGUUAUCCGAAGACGAUUCCCUAUUUGCCUCAGUUACGGUAUUACAAUUCAUAAAAGUCAGGGCCUGAGUUCAAAGAAUACCGUAAUCGAUGCAGGUAAUUCCGUAUUUGCUUCUGGCCAAGUGUACGUUGCUCUUUCACGAGUAACUUCAUUAGAAGGUCUGCAUUUGAUCAAUUACGAUCCAUACUCUGUGUUAGCAAAUGGGGCAGCCAUUUUAGAAUACAAUAGAUUGAGAAAAGAGUAUCGUCCAGAUCUCAUACCGAUGCCUCUUACGUCAGUAAGAGCACAGAAAGUAGCUGACUGCAGAUGGUCGAUUGCAAAAGAUGUUGUCACAUGUCAGGUACCAGCUGAAGAAAAAACUGCAGCUAAAUUGUGGCAAAUAAAAGGCUUACGAAACGUCGAUCACGUUUCUUGCUACGCUAACGCAACGAUCCAGUGUAUAUUUCACUGUAGAACAUUCAGGGACCAUUUAUCACGUCAAAACCAAACAGACGAUAUUUUUAAAAUGUUGAUCGAUUGUUAUGCUAGAUCAGAAGCCCCGGUAAAUGUAUUUCCUGUCAGGGCACUUGCGGGUGAACACUUUACUGCAAAUGAGCAACAAGAUGCUUCAGAAUUUUUAGCCGGUUUAAUUUCUCACUGCGAAAAUCUCAGCAUAAUAGUUGAGCACCAGCUCACGAUAAAACUGCACUGCAAAGAUUGCGGUUACACUAAUACCUCAAUCGAACGGAGUAACAUAUUGUUACUGGCGCUGCUCAAAUCUUGCAAAAAACCACCGAGCUUAUCUGACCUAAUCAAUGAUAAUCUCUCGCACUGGAAAACGGUCGAAGGAUCGUGCGGUACUUGUGAAUCGAAAGAAAUGAGCGUAAAAACUGACAUAUCAUCAGCAAACAGGUGUUUAAUUAUUCAGCUAAUGCUAUUUUCAGUAGAGAAUGGAAAAGUCACGAAAAUGAAUGGUUACGGUAUAAAAGCAGUACCUACAGAGAAAAUCAUGAUCUGCACUAAAGUGUACGAGGUUGAUAGUGCGAUAUUCCACCAUGGCCGCAACAUAACGAUAGGGCAUUAUACAAGCAUGCUUCGAGAAGGGACGUCUGCCUGGGUGAACGCUAAUGACGCGAACAUCAGAAAACAACCCUGGCCAAGAAAUGCUUAGGACGCAUACAUAUUCUCCUUGCGGCAAAUCUAAAGGCAGUGCCAGAAAUAUUACACGCAGGGCGCCCCAGAUCGACCUAGGAAAUAAAAGUUUAAACAACAUUGAUAAUGGACCGCCUCUUAUAACUUUCAGCUUCGAACUAAAGAUACAUUAGGGCAAAAUAAUAAUCGGAGAACACUGCGCUUCGUGCCAUAUACAGAGAGGACUCGUGGACGCGGGCCAGCGAAGCUCACGCACGUAAAAUUUUCGUGGUGGACUGAGAAAUGUCAAUCCAAAGUACAACUCGGCCUUCAUUUGUCGCGGUAGCACCACUGCGUCAACAUUCCGAUAUUAUC